This is a messenger RNA of Chiloscyllium plagiosum (whitespotted bambooshark), 3647 nucleotides long. RefSeq names its product transmembrane 9 superfamily member 2 (gene tm9sf2). Gene Ontology annotation, biological process: protein localization to membrane. The record is from RefSeq and is a predicted model, not a curated record. Gene Ontology annotation, cellular component: membrane. NCBI's taxonomy places the organism in Eukaryota, Metazoa, Chordata, Chondrichthyes, Orectolobiformes, Hemiscylliidae.
UCGGUGAGAAAGGGGAUUGGUGCGCGCGCAGCCAGAGAGGGCCGGCGGCCGGCCGUUAGUGAGCACCGGCUGAGGGGAAGGUCGGGCGAUGGCGUUGGAUGUCUUCAAGUCUCGUUCACCGAUCCCGGCGUUGGUGCUGCUGGCGGCCGCCCUGGGAAUCGCUUCGGGUUUCUACCUGCCGGGCUUGGCCCCUGUCAACUUCUGCGAGCCGGAGGUCGGCGAUUGCAAGAAUGCUAUUGAACUAUUUGUGAACAGGUUGGACUCAGUGGAAUCUGUCUUGCCUUAUGAAUAUGCUGCAUUUGAUUUCUGUCAACUGGAAGAGGAAAAGCGUCCCUCGGAAAACCUUGGUCAAGUACUGUUUGGUGAGAGGAUUGAGUCAUCUCCAUACAAGUUCCACUUUAAGAAGGAAGAAGUGUGUAAGCGCGUCUGUACAAAAAGCUACAAUCCAGAAAACAAGGAUGACAAAUCAAAGUUGGCAUUUCUGAAGAGUGGCAUGCAAUUAAACUAUCAACAUCAUUGGAUUGUUGAUAAUAUGCCUGUCACAUGGUGCUAUGAUGUGGAAGAUGGCCAGAAGUUCUGUAAUCCAGGAUUUCCCAUUGGUUGCUACAUAACAAAAGAAGGUCAUCCAAAAGAUGCGUGUGUUAUUAGUACUUCCUUCAAUGAGAAAGACACUUACUAUAUUUUCAAUCAUGUGGAUAUCACAAUGUAUUUCCAUAGUGAAGGUGGGACUGAAGCAAGACUUGUAGCUGCCAAAUUAGAACCAAAAAGCUUCAAGCACACACACGUUGAUAAGCCUGACUGCUCAGGACCACCUUUGGGUAUCCCUAAUGUAUUUCGAGAGAAAUUUAAUAUUGCCUAUACCUACUCUGUUAAAUAUGCUACAUCAAAUAUUAAAUGGGCAUCAAGGUGGGAUUACAUUUUGGAAUCUAUGCCUCACACCAACAUUCAGUGGUUUAGCAUUAUGAAUUCCUUGAUAAUUGUCCUAUUCCUUUCUGCAAUGGUUGCUAUGAUAUUGCUUCGAACGUUGCAUAAGGACAUAGCACGUUACAAUCAAAUGGAUUCAGCUGAAGACGCCCAGGAGGAAUUUGGAUGGAAAUUAGUACAUGGUGAUGUCUUUAGACCACCUCGGAAAGGAAUGAUGUUAUCUGUUUUCCUGGGUUCUGGCACUCAAAUCUUUAUCAUGAUGUUUGUUACUCUAUUUUUUGCAUGCCUGGGAUUUUUAUCACCUGCAAACAGAGGUGCUUUGAUGACUUGUGCAGUUGUCUUGUGGGUGCUGCUUGGGACUCCAGCAGGCUAUGUAGCUGCCAGAUACUACAAAUCAUUUGGUGGGGAGAAAUGGAAAACAAAUGUAUUAUUGACCUCUCUUCUGUGCCCAGGGGUUGUUUUUGCUGAUUUCUUUAUCAUGAAUCUGAUUCUUUUGGGUGAAGGAUCUUCAGCAGCUGUACCCUUUGGAACAUUAAUUGCUGUCCUGGCAUUGUGGUUUGGCAUUUCAGUGCCUCUGACAUUCCUUGGUGCCUAUUUUGGCUUCAAGAAACUUACAAUAGAGCAUCCUGUUCGCAUCAAUCAAAUUCCACGCCAGAUCCCUGACCAGUCAUUCUACACAAAGUCUAUACCUGGAAUCAUUAUGGGUGGCAUAUUGCCAUUUGGAUGUAUUUUCAUUCAGCUUUUCUUCAUUCUCAAUAGUAUAUGGUCUCAUCAAAUGUAUUACAUGUUUGGUUUCCUAUUUCUGGUGUUCAUUAUUCUCAUUCUCAUCUGUUCCGAAGCAACCGUUCUUCUCUGUUAUUUCCACCUUUGUGCUGAGAAUUACCACUGGCAAUGGCGAUCAUUUCUCACUAGUGGAUUUACAGCAGUGUAUUUCUUAAUCUAUGCAGUCCAUUAUUUCUAUUCCAAACUCCAAAUAAUUGGAACUGCCAGCAUCAUUUUGUAUUUUGGAUAUACAAUGAUAAUGACGUUGAUCAUCUUCUUAUUCACAGGAACUGUUGGGUACAUCGCUUGUUUUUGGUUUGUGACCAAGAUUUACAGUGUUGUCAAGGUGGAUUAAAAGAACUAUCUUUCUGGAGAAGUAUACGUCUUUUUGACAGAACAUUUGUUUACUAAGUUGAUUUGAUGACUUGCACAUGGAAGAGUCUGGUUAAAUCAGAAGAACUAUUGUACAAAAUACUGGCACCGAGUUUAUAUUUUUUAACUAAAACUUGUUGGGAUAUAAAUCAUUUUGAAAUGAAUACACACUUGUUCAGUUUGAAGAAAAAUCUGUCCUGUUCGCUUUUUUACAUUGGGAUUUGUUUAAAAUUUCCAUUAUUUUAUAUUUUAUAUUUCUAUUUACAAUGCUUUCAAAGGCAUGUAUGGCACAAUAAUGUUUCUGUAAAAUGUGGUAAACACUGUCCACUGAAGUAAAGAUCUUCAGAAGACCUGUACUUUUAAGAUAACAAAAACUCUGUGCAAUAAGACAAAAAACAACUUGGUUUUGAAUUAAAGUGCAUUUUGUUACUUGUCACUCUCUCCAUUUUACUAUUCCCAAUGUCUAUUAAGGUACGACACAGUUGUUAUGCAAGCAGUUAAGGAGUUGGGUCACUUCCUUUAUUGCCUUUUUACGAUGAGGUGUUGACAUAUUUUUAUUGCCUCCUAUUAUGACAGCAGAGGAAGGAACUUCUGGUGAAUGAGUUAAUUAUUCAUAAACUAACAUCCUGAGCUUAAUUUAGAAGCACUUGUUUUCAGGUAAUAAUAUAAUUUAUUGCUGUGAUGAUGCUGGCAGUGAUCUGCUUAAGAGUUGGCUAUAUUGCUAUGAGAAUGUUUAAUCAGUCACACUGGAACUCAUUGAAAAACAUAUAUGUGUAUCCAAUUUAGCCUAAAAUAGAUUAUUAUAAAGCUUACACCAUAGAAUUUGCUGACUGGCUUUACCUGUUACAGUAUUUAUCUUCUAUCUCAUCAAUUCUCAAAAAGAUUGUUAUUCCUGUUUUACUUUACCCACGAUGCGUUAGUUGUCACACCCAAUGAAAAAAUUGUCCCUUGAUAUUUUCCUAUAAUAGUUUUUAGCGUGUUAGCUCAAUCCUCUCUCUUUUUGGCAAAAACUUCAAUCUUGCUAUGUCACCUUGCAAUGCAGAAACAAGCAUUUAAAAGUUUUUCUUUUAAAAAGGCAGAUUAUUAAAUUGGAUUGUAAAGUACAAGGGAGAGUAGAAUACUGGAGAAGACGAGAAAGACGGGAGGAAAAUAGAACAAUGAAAAUUUGCUGCACUACAACCAUGUUUCGUGAUUGUUUUCUUUAUAUUCUACAAACUACACUAGUGAAUGAAAAGGAACUAUUUUACAAUAAUUAGAGGUUUACAUUUGUUGGAUAUAGGCCUAUUUUGUUGAUUCUUGAUGACAUUAUGAUAAUUAUUUGAGUAUUUACUUAGGAGCAACUUUUAGUAUAAAUUAUGUUUUCUGUAACUAGAAACACCGCCGAACUUAAAUUUUCAUUAUGAUUCUGAAGGAAUGUGUUGGACUGCUUUUUUUUUAAUAUUUGGUUAAUAUUUUUUAAUGGGAUGAUUGGUCAUGUUGAAUACUGUAUCUUUUUAUUCCAUUGGGAUGACUUUUUGCUCUGUGCCUCUGAAUCAUUCAAUUUGCAGGUGAGCAAUCUGUUUUUCAAUAAAUCGCAUAUAAAAAUAAAA